Molecule: messenger RNA, 1416 nt
Organism: Phyllopteryx taeniolatus (common seadragon)
Lineage: Eukaryota; Metazoa; Chordata; Actinopteri; Syngnathiformes; Syngnathidae
Gene: mfap3l
Product: microfibril associated protein 3 like
Exons: 2
Coding region: 1-1083 (360 amino acids)
Source: RefSeq, a predicted model, not a curated record
AUGUCGCGGGCCGCUGGACUAGAGUUGGCGCUCCUGGUGUCGCUGGUCACCUGUCGCGCCGCCUCGUCGGGAGACGGAAGCGGCACGGGCGGCGGCGGCGGUUCCGUCCCGGCCGUGCUCGCCGCCACGAGCCAGCUGAUCGCCCGCGAGGGAAGCUGCGUGCUGAUCGACUGCAAUGUCACCGGCGACCCGUUCCCCAGCAUCAAGUGGUUCAACUCCCACGGGCACCUCGUGGACACGGACGGCAGUGGCGGGGGGAAGUGGUGGCUGUUGGAGAACGGAAUCCUCAACAUCACCGGCAUCGAAUUCGCUGACCGCGGCAAGUACACGUGCGUGGCGUCCAAUGCGCACGGCGCCUCCAACUGCACCGUCACGCUGCGCGUGGUUUUCACCAAGGGUGACAUGGGCGUCUACUAUAUGGUGGUGUGCCUGGUGACCUUCAGCAUUAUCAUGGCGCUCAACGUGACGCGCCUGUGCAUGAUGAGCAGCCACCUCAAGAAGACCGAGAAAGCCAUCAAUGAGUUCUUCCGCACAGAGGGCGCCGAGAAGCUGCAGAAGGCCUUUGAGAUCGCCAAGCGCAUCCCCAUCAUAACCUCCACCAAGACGCUAGAGCUGGCCAAGGUGACGCAGUUCAAGACCAUGGAGCUGGCGCGCUACAUCGAGGAGCUGGCGCGCAGCAUCCCGCUGCCGCCGCUCAUCAUGAACUGCCGCACCUUCGUGGAGGAAAUCCUGGAGGUGGUGGGCGUGGAGGAGAUGAGGCACACCUUCCUCAGGCAGGUGCCCGAAGCCAGGGAGCGCGGCGGCGGCGGCGGCGGCGACGGCCCCAGGGACACGUUCACCCUCCUGCGGGAGCGAGGGCGGCAGCUGGAGCGCAGCGAAUCGCCGGCCGCGGACUCCGACAACUCGUCUGUCCAGGAGCAGCCGCAGCAAAUCGCCAUCCAGGUGUCGGUCCACCCGCAGCUCGAACCCGACGGCGCCGCCACCUUCCCGCCGCGCGACGACAACGUGGAAGGAAAUCAGAGCAAAGAGCCCGCUGCCAACAGCCUCCCGCCCUGCCAGAUUUUUUACGAGAGUCACGUGUGACGAGGAAGACGCCCGCUGGAAAGCUCAACUGACCAAUCACAUGCCGGUGUUUCGUUUCUUGUCUCACUCGAAUGUAACGUCCAUCAGCAAAGAAAUCCACCACGAGUGAGUUUCUCCUGUCUUUCAAUUUCUUGUAUCAUUCAUUCUUUCCACGAUCAAAUUAGCAACAGGGCUGUGCUGUACACACAGCUUUGUGCUUUGGUUUGAUGGUCGGGAUAUUGCGCAUGAGGGCCACGUGCGACAUUUGGUUUGCGUGCCUGGGAUCUUUUCUGCUUUGCUAUUACCGGUGCUCUCCUGAUGCCUUUUGUAGUCGAUAGAAGUGCGAAUGAAAUG